Messenger RNA from Tarenaya hassleriana, 2528 nucleotides. RefSeq names its product glutamine--fructose-6-phosphate aminotransferase [isomerizing] 2-like. Gene Ontology annotation, molecular function: L-glutamine:D-fructose-6-phosphate transaminase (isomerizing) activity; carbohydrate derivative binding. The coding region runs from base 80 to 2143 and encodes 687 amino acids. Gene Ontology annotation, biological process: protein N-linked glycosylation; fructose 6-phosphate metabolic process; UDP-N-acetylglucosamine metabolic process. The record is from RefSeq and is a predicted model, not a curated record. The transcript has 11 exons. NCBI's taxonomy places the organism in Eukaryota, Viridiplantae, Streptophyta, Magnoliopsida, Brassicales, Cleomaceae.
CCUCUGUUCCCUCGUCUUGAAAACAUCUGCAGAGAGAGAGAGAGAGAGAGAGAGAGAGAGAGAGAGAGAGAGAGAGAGAAUGUGUGGGAUAUUUGCGUAUUUGAAUUUCAACGUGGAGAGAGAGAGACGGUACAUUCUUCAGGUUCUCCUCAAUGGCCUUCGUCGUCUCGAGUACAGAGGCUACGAUUCCGCCGGCAUCGCCAUUGAUGAUUCGCUUUCUCGCCAUCCAAACACAUCCAAUCACUGCUUCUCCCCUCCUCCGCUCCUGUUUCGUCAAGCAGGCAACAUCGAGUCUCUCGUCAAAUCUGUUUACCUAGAGAUUGCAGAUACAGAUGUAAAUUUGGAAGAAGUUUUCCAUUCUCACGCUGGGAUUGCACACACCAGGUGGGCUACUCACGGUGAACCGGCUCCAAGGAAUAGCCAUCCUCAGUCGUCUGGUCCUGGGGACGAUUUCCUGGUCGUUCACAAUGGCGUGAUCACAAAUUACGAGGUAUUGAAAGAGACACUAGUUCGGCAUGGAUUCACAUUUGAAUCAGAAACAGAUACAGAAGUUAUUCCCAAGCUUGCCAAAUUUGUUUUUGACAAUGCUAGUGUAGAAGGUGAACAGACGGUAACAUUCUGUCAAGUUGUCUUUGAAGUGAUGAGACAUCUCGAGGGAGCUUAUGCUCUUAUCUUUAAAAGCCACCACUAUCCAAACGAGUUAAUUGCGUGCAAGCGUGGCAGCCCGCUCCUUUUGGGUGUUAAAGAGCUAGCUCAAGACAGGGACAGCGAUGACGUUUUCCAAGACUCCCACUCCAUUUCCAAGAGCGAGCAUCCUAAAGAGCUUUUCCUGUCGAGUGAUGCCCAUGCUCUCGUCGAGCACACAAAGAAAGUUCUGGUGAUUGAAGAUGGUGAGGUCGUUCACCUCAAGGAUGGAGGAGUAUCAGUCCUCAAGUUUGAGAAUGAGAAGGGAAGACAUGGCGGUUUAUCUAGACCCGCUUCGGUUGAACGUGCGUUAUCUGUUCUAGAGAUGGAGGUAGAGCAAAUCAACAAGGGAAAAUACGAGCACUAUAUGCAGAAAGAAAUCCACGAACAGCCAGAAUCUUUGACGACCACGAUGAGGGGAAGGCUUAUACGGGGCGGUUCUUGCAAGGCAAAAACCGUCCUCCUCGGCGGUUUGAAAGAUCACCUCAAAACCAUAAGACGCAGCCGACGCAUAGUUUUUAUCGGAUGUGGGACAAGUUACAACGCUGCUCUUGCAUCGAGGCCCAUCCUCGAAGAACUCUCUGGCAUUCCCGUCAGCAUGGAAAUCGCUAGCGAUUUGUUGGACCGGCAAGGUCCAAUAUACAGGGAGGAUACUGCAGUUUUUGUCAGUCAGUCUGGUGAAACUGCAGAUACAUUACUCGCCCUGGAAUAUGCUCGCGAAAACGGCGCGUUAUGCGUCGGAAUAACCAACACUGUCGGGAGUGCAAUCGCUAGAAACACACACUGCGGUGUCCACAUAAACGCCGGAGCGGAAAUCGGUGUUGCAAGCACAAAGGCAUAUACAAGUCAGAUUAUAGUGAUGGUUAUGGUAGGGCUAGCUAUCGGAGGCGACACCAUUUCCAGCCAGACGAGACGGGAAGCCAUAAUCGAGAGCUUAUUCGACUUACCUAAUAAAGUGAGGGAAGUGCUGAAGCUAGAUGGAGAAAUGAAGGAACUCGCGAAGUCGCUGAUAGACGAGCAGUCGCUUCUCGUAUUCGGCAGAGGAUAUAACUAUGCCACGGCUUUAGAAGGGGCGUUGAAAGUGAAGGAGGUCGCACUUAUGCACAGUGAAGGCAUGCUUGCGGGCGAAAUGAAACACGGCCCUCUGGCUCUGGUCGACGAGAAUCUCCCCAUCGUCGUGAUUGCUACUCGGGAUAAUUCCUUCAGCAAACAACAAUCGGUAAUUCAGCAGCUCCAUGCGAGGAAGGGACGGCUAAUAGUGAUAUGCUCAAAGGGAGAUGCUGCUUCCGUCUGCCCGAGUGGAUCGUAUCGAGCCAUUGAAGUCCCUCGAGUCGAAGACUGUCUCCAACCCGUUGUUAACAUCGUCCCGUUACAGUUAUUGGCGUACCAUCUCACGGUCCUUCGAGGUCACAAUGUGGACCAACCGAGGAACCUUGCGAAGAGCGUUACGACACAAUAAAAAAGUCCGAACCAGGUGUCUUAGUUCAGUAAGUUUGAUGAGCUGAUCAUAUUGUUUUGUGUAUAAGUUCUGGUAGCCAUGGCCCGAACCAGGUGUGUUGUGUUGCCUCGAGUUCGAACCAGGUGAAUCCUUAUGGCUCGGUUAGCUCGAGCCAUGACCAACGUCGACGGCUCAUUGGCUGGACUCUUAUGGUUCAGUGGUGAGAUCGGGUAGUGCAGCAGGCCCUUGCCAAUCCUUGAUUAUGUUCUUUAGAACUGAGUACGAGUCCGGUUUACCACGGUAGACAAACCGGUUAUGGUGGUCUAGAGAUUAGAGUUUUGUAAUUUAAUGUAAUAAGUUAAAGUUUAAAAGAUUUUGGUGUUAUAAAUAAAAUAUUUAUGGUGAA